AUGGAAAUCAUACUAAAAGCAAUCACCGAUGCUCGAGAAUGGCAACAGGCUCAAGACUUAGCUGAAAAGCCGUCUAGCCAACUGCCUCUCAUCUCGUCUCGCUUCGGUUCACCUCGACAGGCUCCCUCCUCCACGAUGACCAUCUGCAACGUUGAUGGAGCAUGGGACCCGAGUACAAAGAAUUGUGGUUUUGGUGGUGUUUUUUCAGGUUGGAGACCGCACAGAGAGAUCGAACCUCUUCAAGCGUCUCACAGAUUUGUCUCGUCGGCGUUAAUGGCUGAGGCCCUCGCCAUCCGUUCCGCGGUGAUGCAUGCCGCUUUGUUAAACAUAAAAUCUCUGAUGAUACUGUCUGAUUCCCUAUCUUUGGUUCAAUUGCUGAAGGAAGGAGGAUCGGUUCCAGCAUUGUUUGGCAUUUUGUUUGACAUCUACCACUUUAGCUCUACUUUUUAUGUUAUUUCCUUUUCGUAUGUUCCUCGAUUGAGCAAUAUUAUGGCUGACUCGGUGGCAAAGUCAGCUCUUCUAUUGCUUAACUCCACCUCCUUCAAUGGAGUGUAA
This is a messenger RNA of Raphanus sativus (radish), 555 nucleotides long. RefSeq lists its product as uncharacterized. Bases 1 to 555 code for a protein of 184 amino acids. NCBI's taxonomy places the organism in Eukaryota, Viridiplantae, Streptophyta, Magnoliopsida, Brassicales, Brassicaceae. The record is from RefSeq and is a predicted model, not a curated record. The transcript has a single exon. Gene Ontology annotation, molecular function: RNA-DNA hybrid ribonuclease activity; nucleic acid binding.